AUGUCUCUCCCCCAAGCAACCAAGGACAUCUCCAGCAACCCCGCUGCGGGCGCCGUCACCGAGCCCAUCGACCGCCAGAAGCUCCAGACCGACGUCGACCGCAAGCUCCGCCUCUACGGUAUCUUCGCUGCCAUCAAGCAGUCGCGUCUCCCCACCAAUGACCAAAUCGACUCCAUUCUUUCCCAUCUCUCCCACGGCAGCCUCUCCAGCUCCGACUCCCUCUCCCCUGACGGGCAGAAGCUCGUCCAGGACUCCCAUGACAUCAUCGAGACUCUCCGCAAACUCGUCGCCGAGAAGAACGCGGACGAGCUCCUCCAGAACUUCUUCUGGCACACGCGCGACGUGAACGUUGACUCCGCGAAGAAGGACCCGAACGAGGUCCUCCCUGUCGAGGGCGACAAGGUCAGGUCUGACGGCCAAACGGCUGUCCAGCACCUCCGCACCCUCCUUUCGCUCGUCUUCACCAACGCGGAAGUGCGGAAGCUGUUCUCGGACUUCGGCGUGAUCGGUCGCGACCUCGUCGCGCGCGGCGCUGAGAAGCUCGCGGAGCAAGCGCGUCCGGACCAGGAAGCGCUUCGCCGCAUCGACGAGCCUGCUCCCGAGCACAAGUUCAUUUCCGAGGGCGGCCGCGAGGUUGGCCCUAACGAGACCCCCGUUCCCGAGGUACAACUCCCUGGUACCGAUGUUCGUGUUGCCCACCACCCUCGCGCCGAGGACCCCGCGUCUGGGACUGCUAUCAAGCACGGCGAUGAGGUCAAGCGCGGUGACGUGGCGUAUGACGAAGCUCAGCGUAAGAAGGACGAGUUCAAGAGUCAGGCACAGACUGAAGCCAACCGUCAGACAGAGGACGUCAGGCAAUGUGCCGCUGUGGAUGAGCCUGUCCAGAACGAGGCUGACGCCCAGACGCGCAAGCAGCGCCUUCAGGGAAAGUGGACAGACGUCAAGGACACGAUCCGCGGCCGCGUUCCCGAUGAGCACAAGGACCGCGCCAACGAGCAGACCGAGCGCGUCAAGAACUUCCUCAGCGACGAGUACUUCCCCGAGGAGCGCCGCGACCAGUUCAUCUUCCGCUUGAAGAAGGUUGUUUACGAGUGCCAGAGCCACCAAGACUACCAGGGCUCGAUGCAGUGGCUUCUUAACUUCCUCGAGGAGUACGCUUCGCACGGGCGCACCAUCGCCGGGCACGGCAAGGACUCGCAUCAGCAGCUCGCUGCCGACCCGAACCUGCAGACGUCGCUCGGUGAGAUCCGCACUCUCCUCGAGCGGUUCGCAAACGGCCGCAGCCUCGACACGAUCGGUGACGCCGCACGCGCGCUGUACGACGACGCGCAGAAGGACGAGGGUCUCCGCCACUGGUUCCGCGAGGUCGACGAGUUCGUGCGCAAGGCUCUCCUCGAGCCGGGCUACAUCCUCGACGACCAGGCGAACGAGCGCGCGAAGGAGCUGCGCGAGAACGGCCGCCAGUUCUACGACGACAAGUACCAGGGCCACUUCGACAACCUCAUCAGCAGCGUCCAGACCUGGUUCGGCGCGAUCGCCGACGACCCGCUCAACAAGCAGAUCGGAAGCAACUUCGCGACCCUCGCGAAGGAUCUGUUCUUCGACGGCGACGGCAACCUCAAGUUCAAGCCCGAGCUCUGGGCCGAUGUCCGCCAGCAGAUCAUCCCCGGCUUCAUCGAGCAGGUUGGGUACGUCCCGAUCCCGCGCAUCGAGUACACGGACGAAGCUGUCGAUCUCGUCAUCGAAAACCUCGCGCUGUCGGGCAAGAACCUCUUCCCGAACCUCAUCGAGAUGGAGGCACGCAACUUCGCCAAGCUCAGCGCUUACAAGAACAUCAAGGAUGAGUUCCACCACGAGUUCACGCUCACGCUCGGCCAAGUGCAGGCGGACAUGCGCGACGUCGCCUUCUACUUCCGCAAGAAGACCGGCACGCCCAAGCUCACCGACUCCGGCCUCGCCGACAUCCUCCUCGGCGGCUCCGGCCUGACCACCACCGUGCACCUCGUCUCCGCCGACAAGGACCGCUCGUCGGUCUUCAAGGUCAAGGACGUCACGACGAACAUCCACACGCUCAAGUUCUCCAUCCGCGACUCGAAGCACGACACGCUCUACAAGAUCUUCGGCCCGCUCGCGACGGGGCUCGUCAAGAAGCAGUUGCAGAACGCGGUCGGGCAGGCCGUGCGCACCGCGCUCGAGUACGUCGACGGCCAGCUCGUCGCCGUGCGCGACCAGAUGGCGCAGGCGAGGGCGAGCGAGGACGUCGGCCGCCGCGACGUGCUCAGGCAGCAGCUUGCCGCGCGCAAGCAGGAGGCGGACGCGGCGAAGGCGAAGAAGGAGGCGCGCGGUGCGCAGUUCAAGGUCGUCACCUCGCCGGGGGACAAGAUCUUGGACGCCGGGCACCCGGAUGGCUGGGUGAACCGCACGCAGGAGCGUGUGCAAGCUGCGAAGACGGGCGAGGAGUGGCGCAGCGAGGCGUACAGCGUCGUAUGA
Messenger RNA from Trametes versicolor FP-101664 SS1, 2490 nucleotides. RefSeq lists its product as uncharacterized. Lineage: Eukaryota; Fungi; Basidiomycota; Agaricomycetes; Polyporales; Polyporaceae. The record is from RefSeq and is a predicted model, not a curated record. The transcript is spliced from 6 exons. The coding region runs from base 1 to 2490 and encodes 829 amino acids. Gene Ontology annotation, molecular function: lipid binding.